CAUCCUUUCAAAUUCUCCUCUCUUCGAUGUUAAUCGUCAAGCACAUACCGUAAAAAACUCCACCCCUUCGACAUGUUCAGGAGCCAUUUUCUUCAAAUCUAAGCGCCAGCAAAACACUUCUGGACAUUGACUUUUUCUGCUGAUCACCUUUAAAAAUAGAAAAGAAAGAAAUACCCUCAUUGUUUGCUCGUAACCUUGAUCUCUUGGGUCUCGUGUAUAUAUAUGAGUGUACCAAAUUACCACUUUUCUCAGAGUAAAUAGAAUUAAAUCAUAUCCUUUUGCCUUCAGGGACUGACGGCUAAUUUGCUUGAGACUCCAGAGCGAAGUAUCCAUGGCGGCAGUGCGUGCGGUUCUCUUAGCUUCUCUUCUUCUCUUCUGUUGCUUGGCAGCAACUUCCCAUGGAAGUGUGCUCUUUUCUUCUCUACCAAGAACCCUUGAAGUCACUGCUUCAUCCAAACAAGGACAAGUUCUGAAAGUUGGCGUAGAUAAAAUGACUGUAACAUGGCGUCUAAACCAGAGCUUAGCAGCCGGGACUGACUCUACCUACAAGACCAUAAAGGUCAAGCUGUGCUACGCGCCGGUGAGCCAGGUUGACCGCGCAUGGAGGAAGACAGUGGACAACCUAGCCAAGGACAAGACCUGCCAGUUCAAGAUCGUUUCAAGGCCGUACGAUGCGUCGAACAGAACAGUGCAAAGGUUCGAGUGGACCAUCGAGCGUGACGUGCCCACGGCCACCUACUUUGUACGCGCCACUGCCUUCAACUCCGACGACGUCGAGGUGGGUUACGGUCAAACAACCGACGCCAAGAAGACCACCAACUUAUUUGAGGUACAAUCAAUCACCGGACGCCACGUGUCACUCGAUAUUGCCUCGGUCUGCUUCAGUGCUUUCUCGGUUCUGUCCUUGCUUGGGUUCUUUGUUGCAGAGAAGAGAAGGACAAAACGGUCUGAAAGGACGUGAGAUAGAAGUUAAUAUCCAUUGGCUCUGAGUCAAAAUUGUGGUACUAGUUGGAGUUGGUUGGUGUAGCAGUUAGAUGUACUUUGGUACAUGGGCUUUGGUUUAACAGAUGGUUGAUACUGCCUUUGAAUGGAUGGUUGGAGUUAAGAGUGAGGGGUGGGGUAUAGGUUUAUGAUUGUCAAAAAUUUCAAAGAAACGUGGGUUAUCUAUCUUACUUGUUUUGAUUAUCACUAUUUGAGUAACAUCAAGACCUUCUUAUGGUUUACUCAAAUAAAAAAAACUUUAAUGUUAGAUUAUGGUAAUUUUUGCUUAA
Molecule: messenger RNA, 1271 nt
Organism: Juglans microcarpa x Juglans regia
Lineage: Eukaryota; Viridiplantae; Streptophyta; Magnoliopsida; Fagales; Juglandaceae
Product: high-affinity nitrate transporter 3.2-like
Exons: 2
Coding region: 332-961 (209 amino acids)
Biological process (GO): response to nitrate; nitrate transmembrane transport
Cellular component (GO): plasma membrane
Molecular function (GO): nitrate transmembrane transporter activity
Source: RefSeq, a predicted model, not a curated record